This is a messenger RNA of Panonychus citri (citrus red mite), 950 nucleotides long. RefSeq names its product U6 snRNA-associated Sm-like protein LSm1 (gene LSm1). Gene Ontology annotation, cellular component: Lsm1-7-Pat1 complex; P-body. Gene Ontology annotation, molecular function: RNA cap binding. Gene Ontology annotation, biological process: deadenylation-dependent decapping of nuclear-transcribed mRNA. Bases 423 to 815 code for a protein of 130 amino acids. The transcript is spliced from 4 exons. The record is from RefSeq and is a predicted model, not a curated record. NCBI's taxonomy places the organism in Eukaryota, Metazoa, Arthropoda, Arachnida, Trombidiformes, Tetranychidae.
AAAUGAAGUUUAAAAAUUGUUUUCUUCUAAUUGUGAGUCAAUUGUUUAGCUUUCGAGACAAAUUUUCAUUAGCUUUUGACAAACAUCAUUGAAUUAAUUGUGGGACAAUUUGAUUGUUUCAGGUACUUCGGGCCUUUCUUAGUCAUUAGUGACCUUUAAUAGUGAAAACCUAACCUAAUCUAAUGUAAACAAACACAAUUAAUUGAACAAUUAAGUUAAUUUGCAUGUGUAGCUGUGCUCGUAAGCCGAGAAAGAAUCAGCUGAAAGUGUAAAAGUUAAGUCAAUCUUGAGUCUUUCCAUUUGUUUGUUUGUUUAUUUGUUGAUUGAAAACCGAUUUAAUUGCAAGUGAUUUUACUUUAAAUGAUUUGAUCCAUUUACUGAAUUUUCCUGUAAUUUAAUCUGUUUAUUGUUCAGUAUUAAAGAUGGAACCAUAUUUACCUGGAACUGCCAGUUUGCUCGAAGUUCUUGAUAAAAAAUUGAUGGUUCUACUUCGUGAUGGUCGUUCUAUUAUCGGGAUUUUACGAAGCAUUGAUCAAUUCGCUAAUUUGGUUCUCCAUCGAUCAAUUGAACGAAUUCAUGUGAAAAAUAAAUACGCUGAUAUUGACAUCGGUGUGAUUUUAAUUCGAGGAGAAAAUGUUGUCCUGUGUGGAGAAAUUGAUGCUGAGUAUGAAAAUAGAAGCAAUAAUUUACAACAAGUUUCAACUGAGGAAAUAUUUGACCUGCAGAAAAACGAGGCGCAGAAAAACAAAGAGAAAUUAAAAUUUAAUGAAGGAUUUUCUUUAGGAAAUUGUUUAGAUUUUCUUGAUGACUAUUGAUGUAAAAACUCUGAUUUGAGAUGACAUGCAUUUAAAAUGUUUUCUUUUGUCACAUUUACAUAAAUGUUGUAUAUUUGAUUUGAUUAGUUGAAAAGAUUUACAAUGAAAAUCCUAAUAAUCUCCUAAAACUUGAAA